AUGGUAAAAUUGACUUCUUCGAUUCAAGAUUGUCUCGGUCAGGUUUCUAUGAAGCCAGGCCAAGCCCAAUCUGGCGCCGGCGAGCCAGAUGUUGGUCCUGCAAUUGUUGAAAACACCCAGGGUCAUAACAACUUCCUAGAUAAGGCUAGUGGGCAGGUAAUUGAGGCUACAACUGCAGUAUGGGGUAAAAGAGGCAAAUGGUUUGUCAUCGCCGGACUCGCCAUGAUAAUGAUAAUCUAUUUCAGCGAACUCGACAAUUCUACAGUCUCCAUAUACAAUAACUACUCAGCAUCAUCAUUCAAUGCACUUUCAAAGUUGGCGACGCUCAACACAGCUGGUGCCGUGCUUUUUGCUGUGAUGAAGCCACCGAUUGCCAAAAUUUCCAACGUCCUCGGCCGUGGCCAGACAUACAUGAUAACCAUGUGUCUGUACAUCCUCUCUUACAUUCUCAUGGCUUCGGCCAAAUCUCUCAACACGUAUGCCGCGGGCUACGUAUUCUACGUCAUGGGGCAGUCCGGGACUAAUAUCAUGAACGACAUUGUCAUCUCCGACAUCAGCAGUGCACGCUGGCGUGGGUUCGCAAUUGGGGUUUCUUUCACCCCUUUCCUUGUGACGCCAUGGAUAUCCGGCUUUAUAACUGAAAGCGUUGUCAACGGAAUUGGCUGGCGCUGGGGAAUCGGCAUGUUCGCCAUCCUUAUGCCUUUCGGUGCCAGCUUCAUCAUCACCACGCUUUUAUACUACCAAACGCGGGCCAAAAGGAUAGGUCUCUUUCAACGCCAGAGGAUUACUAUCUAUGAUUUCUGCUCCCAGAUUGAUCUCGGUGGCAUUGUUCUCUUCAGUGGUGGCUUUGCUCUGAUUUUGAUACCGCUCACCCUGGCUGCGACAACCACCAGCAAGUGGAGUACACCGUAUCUCGAUGCACUCAUCGCGGUUGGGGUGGUUUUGUUGAUUGCAUUUCCGUUCUAUGAGCGCUUAUUAGCAUGCUACCCAUUCAUGCCACCCUCAUAUUUUAAGAAUACUACCAUUAGUCUGUGUCUAUUUCUCAUUGCAACGGACUCCAUCGGCUUCUCCUGCACGCACGCAUACCUUUAUACGUGGGCAACGGUGGCGCGCAACUUUUCGGCUCGGGAUGCUACAUUCUACAAUGCAACAAAUGGUGUCGCUUCGUGUCUUAUGGGAAUAAUUGCCGGACUUCUCAUGAUGUGGACGCGACGCUACAAAUGGUUAGUGGUGAUAGGUGCGGCGCUGCGCUUGAUCGGGUAUGGAGUCAUGAUUCGUCUUCGGGGAACAUCGAAUUCAAUGUUCGAACUUUUUUUCGUGCAGGUCAUCCAAGGCACUGGUUCUGGAAUUAUGCAAACGAACUUGCUUGUACCGGCUCAGAUAUCCGUGUCCCAUGCGCAAAUGCCACAAAUCACAGCGCUGGUCAUCUGCUUCUCAUUUCUGGGAUCGAGUGUCGGUGCCUGCAUUGCUGGAGGCAUUUACACUAAUACAAUUGGGUCAGCUUUAGAAUAUCAUCUCGGCGAAAUGGCAACACCAACAUUGAUAAAAACCCUGUCCAACUCGAUCUUUAGUGCUGCUCCAGCUUGGGGAUCUCCAGAGCGCACUGCGGUGAAUCUAGCUUUUUCUGACGUUCUGAGAUUUAUGACAUACACUGCUCUGGCAUCAGCUGUACCUGCAGUGAUUCUGGUCUGGUUUAUGCCAGAUCAUAAGCUACCUGAUCGCAACAACCUCGUCGAGGAUUCCGAAAACAUUUAA
Penicillium manginii is the source of this 1755-nucleotide messenger RNA. RefSeq names its product siderochrome-iron transporter. The record is from RefSeq and is a predicted model, not a curated record. Bases 1 to 1755 code for a protein of 584 amino acids. The transcript has 5 exons. Gene Ontology annotation, biological process: transmembrane transport. NCBI's taxonomy places the organism in Eukaryota, Fungi, Ascomycota, Eurotiomycetes, Eurotiales, Aspergillaceae. Gene Ontology annotation, molecular function: transmembrane transporter activity.